UUAAAGGUCGCAUGUUCCUAUGUCAAUUAUUUAUUAACAAAUAAAAGCAAUAGAAUAUCUUGACAAUGAAGUCAAUGCCACAAAUAUUGAAUAUUGCAUAUUUGCAUAUUGCAAACAAAUACUGCUUUUUAAAGCCACUAUUUCUUAAUAUAUAAUCAUCUACCUUCCAAAACCACCCAACCAAAGCAAUGGCUUCUCCCCACAUCUCAGAGCUGUUUACAUAUCUAACCUUCUCUACCUUCUAUCUUCUCUCCACAGCUCUCGCCCUUGUCUUCCUUUAUGUUUUUGGAUCAUUUCUCUCCUUUAUCAUCUUCUACCUCCAGGAAUCCAUUCACAGCUCUCACCGCCCUCCAGUCGCCGGCACCGUAUUCCACCAGCUCCUAAAUUUCAGCAACCUUUUCGAUUACUUAACCAACCUUUCCAUAAAACACAAGACCUUCAGGCUGGUGAAGCCCUCCCAUAGCGACAUAUACACUACUGAUCCUGCCAAUAUAGAGUACUUCCUGAAGACUAACUUCUCUAACUACAACAAGGGUAGAGUUAAUUAUGAUAUCAUGAAGGACUUGUUCGGUGAUGGAAUCUUUGCAGUGGAUGGUGAAAAGUGGAAGCAUCAGAGAAAGCUUGCAAGCUAUGAGUUUUCAACCAAAGUUCUUAGAGACUUCAGCACUGCGGUAUUUCGGACGAAAGCUGCGAAGCUGGCAAAGAAGAUUGCAGAGGUUGCGGGAUCUGCAACUGGUGUAGAUAUGCAGGAUCUCCUAAUGAAAUCAACUAUGGAUUCCAUUUUUAAGGUUGGAUUUGGUGUUGAGCUUGAAACUCUUUCAGGGACAGAUGAUUUAGGGGCUGCUUUCUCAAAGGCCUUUGAUGAAUCAAACUAUAUGGUUUUCAGGCGGUAUGUUGAUAUAUUCUGGAGAGCAAAGAGGAAUUUCAACAUCGGCUUAGAGGGCCAGCUUAAGAAGAACCUGAAGGUGAUUGAUGAGUUUGUUUUUCAACUCAUACAGCACAAGAGGGAACAGAUGGAAAGCAAUGUUAAAGAUAAAAUGAAAGAGGAUAUACUUUCGAGAUUCGUGUUGGCAAGUCAGAAAGAUACGACAAUGAAUGAUAAAUAUUUGAGGGAUAUCAUCCUCAAUUUCUUGAUUGCAGGGAAGGAUACAUCUGCAAAUACGCUUUCAUGGUUCUUCUACAUGCUGUGCAAGAAUCCAUUGGUACAGGAGAAAAUUGUAGCUGAAAUCAAAGAGGUCAUUGAAUUUGAAAAUGGUGGUUCAAUUGAUGGGUUUGUGAAUAGAUUAACAGAAGAAGUCUUGGACAGAAUGCAGUAUCUCCAUGCUGCAUUAGCUGAGACUCUUCGUCUUUUUCCUGCUGUUCCAGUGGAUGGAAAACUUGCAGAAGAGGAUGAUGAAUUACCAGAUGGUUUUAAGGUGAAAAAGGGGGAUGGAGUAACCUAUAUCUCCUAUGCAAUGGGAAGGAUGACGUAUCUUUGGGGUGAAGAUGCUGAGGACUUUCGGCCCGAGCGAUGGCUUAAAAAUGGAACUUUUCAGCCUGAGAGCUCUUUCAAAUUUGUCUCCUUCAAUGCUGGUCCUCGAAUCUGUUUAGGCAAGGAUUUUGCAUACAGACAGAUGAAGAUAUUGGCUGCUACUCUCCUCCAUUUCUUCAAAUUUAAACUCAAAAAUGAGUCAAUGAUUGCUAGAUACAAAACCAUGUUCACUCUUCAUAUGGACAAAGGCCUUCCAGUUAUUCCACUUCCCAGGUUUUGCUAAUAUUAGCAACCACUGAACUGCAUGAUCUUCAAUGCACUUCAACGACAUCACAGCGUUUCAGACUCAUCAAACUCUGCACUCAAGCUUAUCCUUUUAAAAUUGUUCAGAUUACAUAACUUACUUGUGGAUGUAGAGGAAAUGUACUUUAUUGUAUCAUCAUGGUUGUCUCCUAUUGUAUCAUGAAUUAAUCUAUCAAUAUUGGGUUUAGUCAUGCAUUAUAUACUUGAUGAAUAUACUAAUGAAGAAAUAUUAG
This is a messenger RNA of Phalaenopsis equestris, 2007 nucleotides long. Its product is annotated as cytochrome P450 704C1-like. Gene Ontology annotation, molecular function: oxidoreductase activity, acting on paired donors, with incorporation or reduction of molecular oxygen; heme binding; monooxygenase activity. The record is from RefSeq and is a predicted model, not a curated record. Lineage: Eukaryota; Viridiplantae; Streptophyta; Magnoliopsida; Asparagales; Orchidaceae. The transcript has 6 exons. Bases 189 to 1754 code for a protein of 521 amino acids.